AUGAAUCGACUAGUUUUUUUUUUUUUUAUUCUGAUAUCUACUGUUAUAUACAGUAAAGCCAACCGUUUACAUGUUCACGAUAAGUUAGUUCGUUUAGAACCAUCAACUGAUGAACAUAUAAGAUAUCUUCAAAAUCUUGAACAAUAUACUUCACUCGAUUUUUGGACUGAAAUUAUAGGACCAAAUAAACCAAUUGAUGUUCAUAUAAAAGCAAAUGAAUAUGAUCAAUAUGUUUCACAAUUUCAAGAAUAUUCAUUACCAUUUAGUGUUCUUGUUGAUGAUUUACAAAAAAUUAUUGAUGAUGAACAACAACAACUUGCAGCUGAUUAUUUAAUAAGACAAACGAAAAGUCUUUUACUUGGACAAACUAAAGUAGAUAUUGUUGGAACAUAUGCUAGUUAUGAUGAUAUAGUAACAUUUAUUCAAGACAAAGCAAAGGCUGAUCCAACACAUAUAAAUGUUAUUAAUAUUGGUAAUAGCCAUGAAGGUCGACCAAUAAAUAUUCUUUCUAUACAAUUUAAUCCAUCAUCAACACGAAAUAUUUGGAUCGAUUGUGGUAUUCAUGCAAGAGAAUGGAUUACACCAGCUACAUGCGUUUGGAUGGUUGAUAAAUUAAUUCAAGAUUAUAAUAAUAAUGAGCCUGCCGUUGUAGACUUACUCAAUUAUUGGACUGUUUAUAUUGCUCCAGUACUUAAUCCUGAUGGAUAUCAAUUUACUCGAACUAAUGAUCGAUUAUGGCGUAAGAAUCGUAGAAACAAUAAUUAUCUUGGUUGUUAUGGUGUUGAUCUCAAUCGUAAUUAUCCAAUAAAAUGGAUGACAGGUGGUGCUAGCAACUUUGCAUGCAGCGAAACAUACGGUGGUUCAUCAGCUCAAAGUGAAAUUGAAACACAAAAUGUAGUUAAUUUUCUUAAUGCAAAAAAAGGUACAUGGGAUAUGUAUAUGUCUUUUCAUUCAUAUGGACAAUUGUGGUUGUUACCGUAUGGUUAUGGAAAUAGUUUUCCACCUAAUUAUCAGAAACAAGUAGCAGCAGCACAAAAGGGUACAGACGCUAUUAAAGUAGUUAAUGCGAGUAGAACAUAUACAAUAGGUACUAUUGCUAAUGUAUUAUAUAUUGCUAGUGGUAGUACUGUUGAUUGGGCUUAUGAUGGUUUAGAUAUUCCUUAUUCAGCUACAAUUGAACUUCCACCAACACAAUCGGGAUCAUCAAAUGGUUUUAUUUUACCACCAGAACAAGCACCUGGUGUGUGUCAUGAAGCAUAUGUUGGUAUGAUAGCAUUUUUGGCUGAAGUUAAGAAUGAAGUUAGCCGAACAUUAAAUGGUUAA
Molecule: messenger RNA, 1323 nt
Organism: Rotaria sordida
Lineage: Eukaryota; Metazoa; Rotifera; Eurotatoria; Philodinida; Philodinidae
Source: the annotation of a GenBank genome assembly